Centropristis striata (black sea bass) is the source of this 1279-nucleotide messenger RNA. Its product is annotated as b(0,+)-type amino acid transporter 1-like. Bases 99 to 821 code for a protein of 240 amino acids. Gene Ontology annotation, cellular component: membrane. NCBI's taxonomy places the organism in Eukaryota, Metazoa, Chordata, Actinopteri, Perciformes, Serranidae. Gene Ontology annotation, biological process: amino acid transmembrane transport. The transcript has a single exon. The record is from RefSeq and is a predicted model, not a curated record. Gene Ontology annotation, molecular function: L-amino acid transmembrane transporter activity.
CCUGGUCAUAAGCUGUUCCAACGUACACCCCGUAGAUAUCGCAGUCUGUGUUUACCACCCACUGUAAAUGCCUUCAGGGAGACAGUUCCAAUCAAACAAUGGAGACUGAGACACAGAGACUCAACCUGAAGAGGGAACUGGGGCUUAUAGGGGCUGUGUCAUUCAUUGCUGGAACCAUUAUAGGAUCUGGGAUUUUUAUAACUCCCCAGUUUGUGCUGUCUGCUAUUGGGAGCCCUGGAGCCAGCCUUGUUAUAUGGACCUGCUGUGGCAUGAUAGUCAUGCUGGCGGGACUCUGCUAUGCUGAACUGGGCACAGUCAUACCAGAGUCUGGAGGAGAGUUUAUGUACCUCCUGCGAACAUCAGGAAAAGUGGUGGCUUUUAUGUUUGUCUUCAGCUUCAUCCUUGUCAUGAGACCUGCAAAUUCCACAGGAAUCGCGUUGAGCUUUGCUGAAUAUGUCGUGGCCCCCUUUUACAGCGGCUGCACCCCUCCACAGCUGGUGUUGAAGUUGGUUGCUGCAAUAGCUAUCAUAGUGCUGUCCGUGGUGAACUGUAUGAGCGUCCGCUUGGCCACCACCAUCCAGGUGAUUUCCAUGGUUGUGAAAUUGCUGGCGAUGGCUGUGAUCGUGUUGGGAGGUAUUGUGAAGCUUUUCCAAGGACACACUGAGAACUUUAAUAACUCCUUUGAGGGAACAAAUGUUGAUGCCAAUUCCAUUGGCAUUGCUUUCUAUCAGGGCCUGUGGUCUUUUGGUGGAUGGAACACUUUGAAUUAUGUAACCGAGGAGCUGAAACAUCCAGAAGUAAGUACUGUUCUCUGUUUCUAACAAUAAACUUUAUCGUUAAAGACUUUAAUUUAGAAGGUCAACUGGUGGUUAACUAUAGAUUGUAAAGAUUGAGUGAUAAACCAAAGGGCGAGAGGUAAUAUACUUUCUUAUGCAAUUAGCAAUGCAGUCUGGGUCAGAUUACAUGACAGAUACCAUUCCACUAAGAUACCAGAAUUGAUAUUUUGUCAUAAUGAAUCAUCCAAAAAGAAUUAUAUACAGUCACUUAAGAGCUUGAUGCAAUCUUGUUAAUUUCACAUAACACACAUUUGUGCAUUACAAAUUAUGUGAUUCUCAAUUCUCUCCUUUUUUCAUGUUUUUCAUGUCCUCUUUUACAACAUACUUAACUUAUAUUAUCUUAGAUUUAGUCAUCUAUUGAUCAUUAUUGUUAUUAUUAUUUAUCUAUCUAUAUAUUUAUUUAUUUUUACUUUUUGGGGUGGGGAUUCUGUUCUGAGUGUUCC